CCCCACACUGAAGAAGUCUCUUAAAUGUGCCCCCAAACAGACAGUGGUUGCACGGAUAAUCGAAAUGGAGAGAUAUGCUUAAAGAAGGUUUUAGUCGAAUGUCUACUAGUUCCUCAUAUGAGUUCAGGCACCGUGUAAAGGAGGAGGAGGAUCACAUCCGGGGUUGGUUUUACCCUAUUAACGAAACCCGGAAAGAAGCAGCAGCAGAAGAAGACUGUUCUGUAGUCGGAGCACACAAACAAAAAGGAGGAGUCGUAGCGGUGUGGGGCGCUGCUUGUGGCGCAGACACGGACUCUGUAAGGCGGUGAUAUGUGAUAGCAGCAGCAGCAUGCCGUACCUGGACCGUCUGAAUCGUGUGUGUGGCUUUUUGGAUAUUGAAGAGAAGGAGAACAGCUGCCGUUUCCAGAGGCGCUACUUCAUCCUGGAUACCGAGGAGAAUGCUUUGCUGUGGUACAUGGACAACCCUCAGAACCUGCCCAGUGGAGCAAGCUUUGUUGGCAGUCUGAGACUAACCUACAUCUCCAAGGUGAAUGAAGCUACGGCAAAGCAGAAGCCAAAGACCCAGUUCUGUUUUGUCAUCAAUGCCGUAUCCCGGAGGUACUUUCUCCAAGCCAACGAUGUAAUGGACAUGAGAGACUGGGUUGCAGCUCUUAACCAGGCCAGCAAGAUCACUGUUCCUAGGUCUGGUCCUGCAUCUCAGAGGUCCCAUAUGUCUGCAGUUGUCAGUGACAUUCAUGGAGGAAAGAAACAGCACGCAUACAAGACGGAGAUCAUAGGCGGAGUGGUAGUGCACACUCCUAUUCAGAAUGAAGCAGAAGAGACUGAAAAGAAGGGCGUCAGGCCUGGUGUGGUGAGGUCCAGUUAUUGUGUCAAGCAAGGCAAUGUUAGAAAAAGCUGGAAGAGACGUUUUUUUACCCUGGAUAACAACGCAGUCAGUUACUACAAGACUGAGAUGGACAAGGAGCCUCUACGAGCCAUUCCCCUGAGAGACAUUCAGAAGGUCCAUGAAUGUCUUGUCAAGUCGGGUGAUCUGCUGCUGAGAGACAACUUGUUUGAGAUCAUCACUGGAUCCCGAACUUUCUACAUUCAGACAGACUCUCCAGAGGACAUGCAUGGCUGGAUUAGGGAUAUCGAGAUUAAGAUUCAGGAUUUCAGAGGCCCCCCGAAGGGCUUUUCAUUUAAAAGGGGUUCAUCUCUCUAUCGAAGUCACAAGGCUUCCACAUGUCAAGUUCGACAAUGCGAUGAGCGCCGCCCAACUCUCGCCAAGUCAUGCUCCGUGGCGCCGGGCUGGCAGCCGUGGACACCUGUCCGUGCGUCUGGGCCCGCCAUCAUGGAUGCUGAAGACGAUGACAACGUUUUCAGCGCCGUGCCUACCUUGGCUUCACUCUCCUCCUCCCCCAACUCUUCCUCUACCUCCUCUUCCUCCAACUCCCUCUCCACUCUAGCUCCUUGCCCCACUGCGCCCUCCGUUGGACUGGGUAUCCUCACUGCAUCCGGGGAUGUGGCGUGCGGGCGUCGCAGGCAUCGCUCGCAGCCUCUGUCUCACACAGCGUGCACUUUCCCCUUCAACUUGGAUGAUGACAGCAUCCGUACCACCGAUGUCUAGGUUCUAUGGUUCUGUGUGGUUCUAUGUGGUUCUUGUUACGUACUUUGUAGUGAAUGUGAGUGAUCGUGGUAGUGUUCCCGGUAGGUGCCGUGACCUGCAAUGAGGGCCCCCCCCUGCUGGUCAUGUAGCUGUGUUACAGAUAACGAGGAUAAACAGUGUUGGAUUCUCAGAGGAAUGUGUAAAAAAAUAGGAUGAAGCCUUUUAUUGUUGUUGAUGUUGUGCAGCUUCCUCUGAAAACUUGAAAACAUGGUGUUAAUUGUUCUAAUAGGGCUACAAAUUAUGUUUUUAACCCUUAGCACUUGGCUACAGUCAGACAAGGUCUCUGCAAAAAAAAUAACAUGCUAAAUACUCAGGCAUGUGUUUUUCACUGUUAAUAAGCUUUUCAUUUAGUAUUAUUUACAGAGACACAUGACACAAAGGUCUGGCAGCAGCCUUUUUAACAUUCAACAAGCAUUUCCUGACCACAAGUGAAAGUAGUAACCUCAAACUUAAGAAACAAGCUCAAACCACCCUGAUGAUCAGCACAUUGAAUUUUAGCAUGCUUUUUUUUUAAUCAGGAUUUUAUACAUGGCGCAGAAAACGGUAACACCUUGUUAUAUAGUACUGCAACUUUUAUGGUACUUGAAGUAUAUACUGCUGAUUAGCAGGUUGAAAAGUAUCUAAAUGUGAUUUUUUUUCUCCUUGCAGCAUUAUGAGGGUGUAAAAUGCUGCCACUUCAUGUAAUUUAUUCGCAUUUUUGCACUUAUUUUAUUUUUCUACUUUUGCAUAUGCUUCACCACUUUCACAACAUCCUGUAAGGUGCCUCAAAUAGUUUGUGUUGUAACACCGGUGCCUUCAACUCAUGCUUGAAUGCUCUGUUCCCUUCAUAAUUUGCCUUCUUUUAUAUUAAAUUCUGUUUUUUUA
Doryrhamphus excisus (bluestripe pipefish) is the source of this 2509-nucleotide messenger RNA. RefSeq names its product pleckstrin homology domain containing A2 (gene plekha2). The record is from RefSeq and is a predicted model, not a curated record. NCBI's taxonomy places the organism in Eukaryota, Metazoa, Chordata, Actinopteri, Syngnathiformes, Syngnathidae.